This is a messenger RNA of Phanerochaete carnosa HHB-10118-sp, 918 nucleotides long. RefSeq lists its product as uncharacterized. NCBI's taxonomy places the organism in Eukaryota, Fungi, Basidiomycota, Agaricomycetes, Polyporales, Phanerochaetaceae. The coding region runs from base 1 to 918 and encodes 305 amino acids. The record is from RefSeq and is a predicted model, not a curated record. The transcript is spliced from 4 exons.
AUGGCCGGAAAGCCCCAGACUGUUCCUAUUGAAUGUAGGCUUCCUUCUCAUCCUGUCUCUGACCGAGUCUACGCACUGCCGGCAGCUGAAGCGCAAAACGUCGCCACGACUGAGAAGACUGGAUGCUUCCUUGCCGGUACGCCUUCUCAUGGUGUCAUCACGCACCCCAGCCGCCUUCUCCUCGAUCGAGCACACGGGCUCUUGACUGCGACAGCCCGUUCUAUCUCCGGCUACCAGGCUCCCUCGCCGGACCGUGCUUCCCCGUCGUCCUUGAUAAAAGCAGGUUGCCGCGCUGCUGGAAAUAUCGGGCGUCUAGGUCGCAAAAAAAGCGUGUGUGUGCUCUCGCCCGUGCAUCGACGAUCGACCCACACUCGCCACCGCUGGCAUCGGGCGCAUCCGAUCCGCGCGGGCUGCGCCAGCCCGGCCCAGCCAGCCGCGUCCGUCGCCAUCGGGACAUCGGUCAGCUACAAGGGCGCGUUUUAUCCUCGUCACGACGCCCAAGUGCACGCUCGGGGCACGGGUCGCCGUGUGCUGGCCACAGCGCACAUAACAACAUAUGGGGCAGCGCAACUUCCGUGUGCCGUGGCAGCAGCCGAUCCCGAACAUGCUGCAAAAUUUUUUCAAACUUCAGGUGUCCUGUCACAGAAAAAAAACGCUUGGAAGACGGCGACCGAACAGCGGCGGCCUCGGCGUGUCACUCUCAUUGUGGCGCAUGUUGAUGCAGUGCCGUGGGCCUCGAGUGAGGAGAUCCAAGCGGACGGAGAUUGCGCCCAGUUCGCGUCGACGACGGCGCAGCGUCGUCCCGGCAUUCGUGCCCAUGCAGCACAGCAUGGCAAGUGCCGAGCAGAGCCCGGCGUGCGCGUCAUACCCGUGUUAUUGUUAGCAAGCAUCUUAAAUCAGCAAAGCGACCUAAUCUGA